Molecule: messenger RNA, 5277 nt
Organism: Closterium sp. Yama58-4
Lineage: Eukaryota; Viridiplantae; Streptophyta; Zygnematophyceae; Desmidiales; Closteriaceae
Source: the annotation of a GenBank genome assembly
AUGGCUAGUCCUCCUGUUCUAGCUUUCGACGCCGAGGGCCGUCCGGUCAAAUUCGAAACCUGGCUAGAUGACCUGCACCUUUUCCUACAGCUCACUGCCAAGGAAGAUAUUACACUGUACGACCACGCUCUUGGCCAUGCGACCGCCCCACUCGCUACUGCCCCCCCAGCUGAGCGCUCACAGUGGCAGACCCGUGACGCGCACGCUCGCUUUGCUAUUCGCAACUCCCUGCCGCUAGAUGAGCGCGAGCACUUCGGCCAGUGCAAGACUGCUAAGGACCUCUACACAGCUGUAGUGGCCCGCUACUCCUCACCCGCUUCUGCCACACUAGGCCGCCUCACUCUCCCCUACCUGUUCCCCGACCUAGCCUCUUUUCACACUGUCGCAGACCUCAUCACCCACCUUAAGACUAGUGAGGCUCGCUUUCGCGCUGCCAUGCCUGAUGAGUUCCUCGCUAGCAACCCCCCCCCGCUCUGGAUCACUCUCUACCACGUUGUCACCCGCCUCCCUGACUCUCUGCGCCCUGUCAGGGACCAGUUCCUCUCUCGCUCCCCCACUGAGCUCACCAUAGCCCUCCUCGAGAAGGAACUGCUUGCAGCCGAGGCUAGUAUCGUCGCUGUAGGCACCUCUCGUGGCGACCCCCGCGGCCCCUUCUUCGAGGGGUGCUCCCCUUCCCCCCUCCUCCCCUCUGUCGCCUCUGCUGCUGCUGUCGACCUCCUUGGUGCUGAGAAGGUCGGGGCUGCGUCUGCUUCAGGCGGACGACGCAGGGGCAGGAGUGGCAGGAGUGGGGGUGGUGGCGGAGGAGGCGGGGGUGGAGGUGGUGGCGGUGGAGGUGCGACUGGAGAGGCUAGUGGCGGCGGUGGUGGAGGUGACAGCGGUGUUGGGAGUGGUGACAGGGGCGGAGGUGGCAGCGGAGGCGGAGGUGGUCGUGGCAGCGGCAGGGGUGGAGGUGGCCGGGGCGGAGGCGGAGGGGGUGGUGGUCGUGGAGGCCCGGGGGGCGGUCAGAGUCAGCAGCCUGCCCCGACCCUUCAGGCCGCCCGUGAGUGGUAUGCGCGGCGCAGCGUCACCUGCCAGUACGUUAUUCGUACAGGUGACCGCACUGGCCAGACGUGUGGGGGGCCGCACCAGACGGAGCGCUGCUUCGCCCGCCUCAACGAUGCGUGGCGCACUCAGUUUCCUGGUGGGGGUGAACUGCCGCGCUGGGCUGAUCUGCUCAGGAAGGGUGUUGAUAUUUGGGCACUUGACUUUGAUGCUAUUCUCACUGCCAUGUAUGCGAUGUCUAUUAGUGGAGAGGGUGCUCAGUACUUGCGUGUUCCGCCCGACCCGGGCAUUCAGGCCAGCCCCGCUGCUGCUCUAGGUGCUUGUGCGUCUGUGCCCCCUGGUACUGAGUCGACUGCAGCACUGCACACCUUCACACUUGACUCAGGUGCUUCUCGCUCUUUCUUUCGUGACCGCACUGUCCUUGAGCCUCUAGCUCGGCCGGUUGCUGUCUCUCUUGCUGACCCCUCUGGGGGUCCGGUCCUUGCGACCUCCUCCACCACCCUUCCGUGUCCAGCGGUUCCGUCCGGCAAGCUCUCAGGUCUCUACCUCCCCUCGUUCUCCACGAACUUGGUGGCAGGUAGUGCGCUCCAGGACUCGGGUGUUCACCAGUUCACCCCUGCCUACGAGCGUGUGACUCACUGCACGUGUGCUCGGACGGGCCGCCACCUGGCUACUUUCACUCGAGAGCCGGGGUCUGACCUGUACACACUGACCACUGAGUCCCCUCAGGUAGCUGCGUCUGCGUCAGCGUCAGGUCAGCUGUCCGCCCCCUGCUCGUGUCGCUCUCUGGCGAACGACACCGUCCUCUGGCACCACCGCCUUGGUCACCCGUCUGUGCAGCGCCUGCGGGCCAUGCACAAACGGGACCUUGUUGCUGGUCUUCCCAGGGUGCUCCCUCCCCUUCCUGACUCCCCUGCUCCUGACUGCAUUCCCUGUGUCGAGGGGCGGCAGCGCGCCGCUCCUCACUCCUCCUCCUUUCCCCCGACGACCGCUCCCCUGCAGACGCUCCACAUGGACGUGUGGGGCCCAGCCCGCGUCCGUGGUCAGGGUCAGGAGAGGUACUUCCUGAUAGUUGUUGACGACUACUCGCGCUACACCACGGUCUUCCCCUUGCGCGCCAAGGGUGACGUCCCUGGUGUUUUGAUCCCCUGGAUCAGCCGAGCCCGUCUCCAGCUAGGCGAGCGCUUUCACUCGGACUUUCCUGUCCUGCGCUUGCACUCUGACAGGGGUGGUGAGUUCGCCUCCGACCUCUUGGCAGCCUACUGUGCUGAGCACGGCAUUGAGCAGUCGUACACGCUUCCGGCCUCUCCACAGCAGAAUGGGGUUGCUGAGCGCCGCAUUGGCUUAGUCAUGGAGGUCGCUCGUACCUCCCUGACCCAUGCGGCUGCUCCCCACUUUCUGUGGCCGUUUGCGGUCCGGUACGCAGCGCAUCAGCUCAACCUCUGGCCCCGUGUCUCCUUGCCGGAGACUUCCCCGACUCUACGGUGGACGGGAGAGGUUGGCGAUGCGUCGCGUUUCCGGGUCUGGGGAUCUCGAGCUUUUGUCCGCGACACGUCCGCGGACAAGCUCUCGCGUCGCGCUGUUCCCUGUGUCUUUCUUGGCUUUGUUCCCGACGCGCCUGGAUGGCAGUUUUACCACGUCACCUCGCGCCGGGUUCUGGCCUCUCAGGACGUCACUUUUGACGAGUCCGUCCCCUUCUACCGCCUCUUCCCCUACCGCACUGCCCCGCUCCCCCCCCCACCUCUCUUCCUCGCUCCAGGUGCUGAGGUACCAGACCCCCUCCCCCCUCAGGGUGCCGCUCCCUCAGGUGUGUCCCAGGUAGACCCGGGUGAGCCUGUCGAGGUAGCUGUUGACUCGCGUCCUGCGUCUGGGGGUGCUGAGCCUGGGAGUGCUGCGUUUGAGGGUGCGGAGCCUGGGGGUGCUGAGCCUGGAGGUGCGGAGCCUGGGGGUGCUGAGCCUGGAGGUGCGGAGCCUGGAGGUACUGAGCCUGGAGGUGUGGAGACUGGGGGUGCUGAGCCUGGAGGUGCGGAGCCUGGAGGUGCGGAGCCUGGAGGUGCUGAGUCUGGACGUGCUGAGUCUGGGGGUGCUGAGUCUGGGGGUGCUGAGCCUGAGCGUGCUCCACCUGGAGGAGCCCCCUCCUCCCAGCAGCUGCAGGAGAGGUACCUCGAGUACUGCCGCCUCCGGAGAGGUGCUUCUGGAGCUCGUCCCGGUACUUCCCCUCCUACCCAGGAGCUCCCCCCCAUUCAGGUGAUCCGCGAGUGGUACACGCGGCGCUGCAGUCUUCGUAGUGGUGCUCCUGGUACUGCGGACCCGAGCGGUGGUACUGUUGCUGGUGCUGAGGACCCGGACGCUGGAGCUGCUGCUGGUGCUGAGGACCCGGGGGCUGGAGCUGCUGCUGGUGCUGAGGACCCGGGCGUUGGAGCUGCUGCUGGUGCUGAGGACCCGACCGGUGGCGCUGCUGCUGGUGCUGAGGACCUGACCAGUGGCCCUGCUGCUGGUGCUGAGGACCCGGGCGUUGGAGCUGCUGCUGGUGCUGAGGACCCGACCGGUGGUGCUGCUGCUGGUGCUGAGGACCUGACCAGUGGCCCUGCUGCUGGUGCUGAGGACCCGGGCGUUGGAGCUGCUGCUGGUGCUGAGGACCCGACCGGUGGUGCUGCUGCUGGUGCUGAGGACUCGGGCGUUGGAGCUUCUGCUGGUGCUGAGGACUCGGGCGUUGCGGCUGCCACUGGUGUCCCUGCUGCUUCUGGAGACACUGCGCGGCCGCGACCGUACUUCGUACCGCUCCUUCAGCAGGUUCUUGGUCAGGCUCCUCCUCCUUGUCCUCCUCCCUCCGUCGAGUGUCCUCUGCCUGUCCAGCAGCAGUCACAGUUACCGCCUGUCUCGCCUCUCCCUGCUCCCUCCCCUUACGCUGGUCCCACAGGAGGUCUUACAGAGCGUCGUGAGCCUGAGUCUCGUCCUGCGUCGCCUGUUCGUACUGCUCGCACUGGUCGUCGUGUCCCACGUGAGCGUCCUCCUCCUGUCCCUGGCACUCACUACAUGACUCUGCGUCCCUCCACUGCUCCGCAGCGUGUCCCGCUGCCGUCUCCUCCUGCGUCCUCUCUUCCUACUCUUCCUGACCCGGAGUCUGACUCCCGUCGUGCUGCCAGUCCCACUGUUACGCGUCUCCUCGCUACAGUUGUCACUGACCCGACCUUUGAGUCCUCUGCUGCGUCUGCCCUGGUCGCUGAGUUGGUUGACUUUGCUGCUGCCUGUCGCCUAGACUACGCUGCCAGCCUUGUCGCUAGGUCUGAGUCUGCGUCUGCCUGUCCUCCGUCCGUCGGGGGUGAGUGUGCCCUCGGCACGGACGUCCUUGAGGACAGACAGGAGGAGUUCCACUGCCUUGCUGCUGCUUUGCCCCGUCUCGUGUCCUUGCUAGUUGCCCCUGAGGGAGACCCGGAUGCACCAGACAUCCCGACCCCACGCUCUUACGCUGAGGCGAUGGCGGGUCCCUACUCCUCUCAGUGGCAGACAGCCAUGGACGCAGAGAUGGCCUCCUGGAAGUCCACAGGCACCUACGUAGACGAGGUUCCCCCUCCUGGGGCGAACAUCGUCAGUGGCAUGUGGAUUUUCAGGGUGAAGCGGCCUCCGGGUUCUCCACCUGUCUUCAAGGCGCGCUACGUGGCUCGAGGCUUCAGUCAGCGAGAGGGAGUAGACUUCUUUCAGACCUUCUCCCCCACCCCGAAGAUGACUACUCUUCGGGUGCUGCUGCACAUAGCCGCUCACCGCGACUACGAGCUUCACUCUCUUGACUUCAGCACUGCUUUCUUGCAGGGCAGCCUGCACGAGGAGAUCUGGCUGCGCCGCCCCCCUGGCUUCACUGGGUCAUUUCCUCCUGGCACCCAGUGGAGGCUUCAGCGGCCGGUCUACGGUCUCCGCCAGGCGCCACGUGAGUGGCACGACACACUGAGGACGACACUUGCGGCUCUUGGGUUCGCUCCCUCUACUGCUGACCCGUCGCUGUUUCUACGCACCGACACCUCGCUGCCGCCGUUCUACAUCCUCGUGUACGUCGACGACUUGGUCUUUGCCACUGCUGACACCGCGGCACUCGCUCACGUGAAGUCGGAGCUGCAGAGGAGACACACGUGCACAGACCUGGGUGAGCUGACGAGCUAUCUUGGCUUGCGGAUCACCCGGGACAGAGCACGGCGCACCAUCACCCUGACUCAGUCACACAUGGUGCAGCAGGUUCUCUAG